AGAAAUGCUGAUGCUUUGGAGUUACAGACAAUGUCUACUACACCAGCAUAUGCCUUCUCAAUCCCAGACUUUAACUUAAUUGACAGCACUUAUGAAGAAGUUGCCUCUGUCACUGCUGUUGAAGAAAGUUCAGCGAAGUUUACAGCACAUGAUGAAAAUCUGUUACAGAGUAAAGUUUUGAAAAGAGAUAUUGCCUUUCUUGUUGACGGCUCAGAUAACACUAGAAGAAGAUUUGAAGGAUUACGUGAUUUUUUGUACAAGGUUAUUGCAAAUCUCUCAAUUGGAGAAAAUGAGAACAGAGUUGCAAUAAUUCAGUACAGCAACGUGGCGGUUGCAAAUUUUCAUCUAAAUUCAUUUCUGAGAAAGGAAGAUAUACUAAAUGCUGUAAAGGGUCUUACACACAAAGGGGGAAGACCACUUAAUACAGGCUCUGCUCUUUGGUAUGUUAAUAAUCAUAUAUUUACUGAAACUUCUGGAAGUAGAAAGCAUGAAGGUGUCCCUCAGAUACUAAUACUCCUGUCUGGAGGAAAAUCAAAAGACAGCAUUAAUGAGCCUGUAACCGCUCUCAAACAUGCUGGAGUCUCAGUAAUUGGAAUAGGCACACAAAACUCAGAUGCUAAAGAGUUACAAAAGAUUUCAGCUGAAAUAACAUCAUUCUUUGUGGAUGACAAUAAUCAAUUACAAAAUAUCAAAGAUAAAGUACUCGAAGCAGUUCAAAAGGAUUUUACAAUCGGCACUACAAAAAAAGAAUCUCCGAUGGGCAAAAUUCAUGAAAAGCGUGAUAUAACAAUUCUGCUGGAUGGUUCAGAUGGUACUAAGAAAUAUUUUCCAGCAAUGCGUGAUUUCGUUCAAAGCAUUGUGGAGAGAUUAAAUGUGUCAGAGGAGAGAGACCGUGUCUCUGUAGUCCAAUUCAGCAGUGAUCCAGAGGUGCAUUUCUAUCUUAACACAUAUGCAACAAAGGAGAGCAUUCUAAACACCGUUAGAGGUCUGAGGCACAAAGGAGGGAGACCUCUCAACACAGGAAUGGCUCUCCAGCAUGUAAGAGACAGCGUUUUCAGCACCUCUUCUGGAAGCAGACGUUUACAGGGUGUUCCUCAGGUAUUGAUUUUGCUAAGUGGGGGGCAGUCGUUUGAUAACGUUGACGUGCCAGCCUCUUCCCUGAAAGAGCUUGGAGUCUCGAUCUUGUCAGUGGGAGCAGGAGGCUCAGAUAGAAAUGAAUUGCAGAAGAUCUCAAAUGAUCCUAGUUCCACACUCUCAGUGACAGACUUUACUUACCUCCCCAAUGUACAAGAGCAGCUUCUCUCCAUGAUUAACACUGCACGUAUGGGAACAACAAGUAUCUCUCCGACAACAAUAGUUGAGACUCGUGUACCAAGGAGAGAUGUUGUUUUCCUGCUGGAUGGGUCAGACGGCAAUAGAAAUGGGUUCCCGUCAAUGAUAGACUUUGUGCAUGGAGUGGUGGAGAGGUUGAACGUAGGCGAGAACAAAGACCGUGUUUCUGUGGUCCAGUUCAGCAGAGACGCCGAUGUCAAUUUCUAUCUUAAGACAUACACAGCAAAGGAGGACAUUCUCGGCACAGUCAGAGGUUUGAGGUACAAAGGAGGAAGGCCCCGAAACACAGGGGCAGCGCUACAGUAUGUCCGAGACAACGUAUUUACUGCCUCCUCGGGUAGCAGACGACUGGAGGGUGUACCACAAAUGCUGAUCUUGCUGAUUGCCGGAAGGUCGUUUGACAAUGUCGAUAUCCCGGCUUCGGCGCUGAAGGAUCUGGGAGUCUUGAUUUUUGGAAUUGGAUCAAGGGACUCUGAUAGCAAUGAACUUGAGAGAAUUUCAUUUGACCCCAAUUUUGCUCUGACUGUGUCAGAUUUCACUGAGCUCCCAAAUGUCCAAGAGCAAAUUCUGACUUCUGUAGAUGCUGUGACAGUUCCCAUGACCAAACCCUCGCCACCUUCUCUCGUUGAUUAUGAGGUUCCCAGAAGGGAUGUUGUCUUCCUGCUGGAGGGUUCAGAUGGGACUAGGAAUGGAUUCCCUGCCAUGCUUGACUUUGUACAAAGAAUAGUAGAGAAAUUUAACAUUGAGCAUGGCAUGGACCAUGUUUCAGUGGUGCAAUACAGUACAAACGCUGUGGUGCAUUUCCAUCUGAAUACCUAUUCAACAAAAGAUGAAAUCCUUAACGCCAUCAGCACUGUACAGCACAAAGGCGGGAGACGUGUCAACACAGGGUCAGCUCUCCAAUAUGUGAGAGAAAAUGUCUUCACUGCCUCUGCUGGCAGUAGACAUCAACAGGGUGUGCCUAAUAUUCUCAUUCUGCUGAGGGGUUCAAGGUCAACGGAUAACGUUGAACAACCGGCCUCCGCCCUGAAAGAGAGUGGGGUCAUAAUUUUUGGUGUUGGCCCCCGGAAUUUGAGCAGUGAAAUUCAGAGAAUUGCAAAUGGUCCGUCUUAUGCUCAGACUGUUUCUGAGCUCUCCGACCUAGCCAGUGUCCAGCAGCAAUUUUACACCUCCCUCAGCGGUGCGCUUCUAGACGUAACACCAGUGACACCUGCGGUGAUAGUUGAACAAGGAUUUGAAUGGAGAGAUGUCGUAUUCCUCCUGGACGGUUCAGAUGGCACUAAGAAUUACUUCCCAGCAAUGCGUGAUUUCGUUCAAAGCAUUGUGGAGAGAUUAAAUUUGUCAGAGGAGAGAGACCGUGUCUCUGUAGUCCAAUUCAGCAGUGAUCCAGAGGUGCAUUUCUAUCUUAACACAUAUGCAACAAAGGAGAGCAUUCUAAACACCGUUAGAGGUCUGAGGCACAAAGGAGGGAGACCUCUCAACACAGGAAUGGCUCUCCAGCAUGUAAGAGACAGCGUUUUCAGCACCUCUUCUGGAAGCAGACGUUUACAGGGUGUUCCUCAGGUAUUGAUUUUGCUAAGUGGGGGGCAGUCGUUUGAUAACGUUGACGUGCCAGCCGCUUCCCUGAAAGAGCUUGGAGUCUCGAUCUUGUCAGUGGGAGCAGGAGGCUCAGAUAGAAAUGAAUUGCAGAAGAUCUCAAAUGAUCCUAGUUCCACACUCUCAGUGACAGACUUUACUUACCUCCCCAAUGUACAAGAGCAGCUUCUCUCCAUGAUUAACACUGCACGUAUGGGAACAACAAGUAUCUCUCCGACAACAAUAGUUGAGACUCGUGUACCAAGGAGAGAUGUUGUUUUCCUGCUGGAUGGGUCAGACGGCAAUAGAAAUGGGUUCCCGUCAAUGAUAGACUUUGUGCAUGGAGUGGUGGAGAGGUUGAACGUAGGCGAGAACAAAGACCGUGUUUCUGUGGUCCAGUUCAGCAGAGACGCCGAUGUCAAUUUCUAUCUUAAGACAUACACAGCAAAGGAGGACAUUCUCGGCACAGUCAGAGGUUUGAGGUACAAAGGAGGAAGGCCCCGAAACACAGGGGCAGCGCUACAGUAUGUCCGAGACAACGUAUUUACUGCCUCCUCGGGUAGCAGACGACUGGAGGGUGUACCACAAAUGCUGAUCUUGCUGAUUGCCGGAAGGUCGUUUGACAAUGUCGAUAUCCCGGCUUCGGCGCUGAAGGAUCUGGGAGUCUUGAUUUUUGGAAUUGGAUCAAGGGACUCUGAUAGCAAUGAACUUGAGAGAAUUUCAUUUGACCCCAAUUUUGCUCUGACUGUGUCAGAUUUCACUGAGCUCCCAAAUGUCCAAGAGCAAAUUCUGACUUCUGUAGAUGCUGUGACAGUUCCCAUGACCAAACCCUCGCCACCUUCUCUCGUUGAUUAUGAGGUUCCCAGAAGGGAUGUUGUCUUCCUGCUGGAGGGUUCAGAUGGGACUAGGAAUGGAUUCCCUGCCAUGCUUGACUUUGUACAAAGAAUAGUAGAGAAAUUUAACAUUGAGCAUGGCAUGGACCAUGUUUCAGUGGUGCAAUACAGUACAAACGCUGUGGUGCAUUUCCAUCUGAAUACCUAUUCAACAAAAGAUGAAAUCCUUAACGCCAUCAGCACUGUACAGCACAAAGGCGGGAGACGUGUCAACACAGGGUCAGCUCUCCAAUAUGUGAGAGAAAAUGUCUUCACUGCCUCUGCUGGCAGUAGACAUCAACAGGGUGUGCCUAAUAUUCUCAUUCUGCUGAGGGGUUCAAGGUCAACGGAUAACGUUGAACAACCGGCCUCCGCCCUGAAAGAGAGUGGGGUCAUAAUUUUUGGUGUUGGCCCCCGGAAUUUGAGCAGUGAAAUUCAGAGAAUUGCAAAUGGUCCGUCUUAUGCUCAGACUGUUUCUGAGCUCUCCGACCUAGCCAGUGUCCAGCAGCAAUUUUACACCUCCCUCAGCGGUGCGCUUCUAGACGUAACACCAGUGACACCUGCGGUGAUAGUUGAACAAGGAUUUGAAUGGAGAGAUGUCGUAUUCCUCCUGGACGGUUCAGAUGGCACUAAGAAUUACUUCCCAGCAAUGCGUGAUUUCGUUCAAAGCAUUGUGGAGAGAUUAAAUUUGUCAGAGGAGAGAGACCGUGUCUCUGUAGUCCAAUUCAGCAGUGAUCCAGAGGUGCAUUUCUAUCUUAACACAUAUGCAACAAAGGAGAGCAUUCUAAACACCGUUAGAGGUCUGAGGCACAAAGGAGGGAGACCUCUCAACACAGGAAUGGCUCUCCAGCAUGUAAGAGACAGCGUUUUCAGCACCUCUUCUGGAAGCAGACGUUUACAGGGUGUUCCUCAGGUAUUGAUUUUGCUAAGUGGGGGGCAGUCGUUUGAUAACGUUGACGUGCCAGCCUCUUCCCUGAAAGAGCUUGGAGUCUCGAUCUUGUCAGUGGGAGCAGGAGGCUCAGAUAGAAAUGAAUUGCAGAAGAUCUCAAAUGAUCCUAGUUCCACACUCUCAGUGACAGACUUUACUUACCUCCCCAAUGUACAAGAGCAGCUUCUCUCCAUGAUUAACACUGCACGUAUGGGAACAACAAGUAUCUCUCCGACAACAAUAGUUGAGACUCGUGUACCAAGGAGAGAUGUUGUUUUCCUGCUGGAUGGGUCAGACAGCAAUAGAAAUGGGUUCCCGUCAAUGAUAGACUUUGUGCAUGGAGUGGUGGAGAGGUUGAACGUAGGCGAGAACAAAGACCGUGUUUCUGUGGUCCAGUUCAGCAGAGACGCCGAUGUCAAUUUCUAUCUUAAGACAUACACAGCAAAGGAGGACAUUCUCGGCACAGUCAGAGGUUUGAGGUACAAAGGAGGAAGGCCCCGAAACACAGGGGCAGCGCUACAGUAUGUCCGAGACAACGUAUUUACUGCCUCCUCGGGUAGCAGACGACUGGAGGGUGUACCACAAAUGCUGAUCUUGCUGAUUGCCGGAAGGUCGUUUGACAAUGUCGAUAUCCCGGCUUCGGCGCUGAAGGAUCUGGGAGUCUUGAUUUUUGGAAUUGGAUCAAGGGACUCUGAUAGCAAUGAACUUGAGAGAAUUUCAUUUGACCCCAAUUUUGCUCUGACUGUGUCAGAUUUCACUGAGCUCCCAAAUGUCCAAGAGCAAAUUCUGACUUCUGUAGAUGCUGUGACAGUUCCCAUGACCAAACCCUCGCCACCUUCUCUCGUUGAUUAUGAGGUUCCCAGAAGGGAUGUUGUCUUCCUGCUGGAGGGUUCAGAUGGGACUAGGAAUGGAUUCCCUGCCAUGCUUGACUUUGUACAAAGAAUAGUAGAGAAAUUUAACAUUGAGCAUGGCAUGGACCAUGUUUCAGUGGUGCAAUACAGUACAAACGCUGUGGUGCAUUUCCAUCUGAAUACCUAUUCAACAAAAGAUGAAAUCCUUAACGCCAUCAGCACUGUACAGCACAAAGGCGGGAGACGUGUCAACACAGGGUCAGCUCUCCAAUAUGUGAGAGAAAAUGUCUUCACUGCCUCUGCUGGCAGUAGACAUCAACAGGGUGUGCCUAAUAUUCUCAUUCUGCUGAGGGGUUCAAGGUCAACGGAUAACGUUGAACAACCGGCCUCCGCCCUGAAAGAGAGUGGGGUCAUAAUUUUUGGUGUUGGCCCCCGGAAUUUGAGCAGUGAAAUUCAGAGAAUUGCAAAUGGUCCGUCUUAUGCUCAGACUGUUUCUGAGCUCUCCGACCUAGCCAGUGUCCAGCAGCAAUUUUACACCUCCCUCAGCGGUGCGCUUCUAGACGUAACACCAGUGACACCUGCGGUGAUAGUUGAACAAGGAUUUGAAUGGAGAGAUGUCGUAUUCCUCCUGGACGGUUCAGAUGGCACUAAGAAUUACUUCCCAGCAAUGCGUGAUUUCGUUCAAAGCAUUGUGGAGAGAUUAAAUUUGUCAGAGGAGAGAGACCGUGUCUCUGUAGUCCAAUUCAGCAGUGAUCCAGAGGUGCAUUUCUAUCUUAACACAUAUGCAACAAAGGAGAGCAUUCUAAACACCGUUAGAGGUCUGAGGCACAAAGGAGGGAGACCUCUCAACACAGGAAUGGCUCUCCAGCAUGUAAGAGACAGCGUUUUCAGCACCUCUUCUGGAAGCAGACGUUUACAGGGUGUUCCUCAGGUAUUGAUUUUGCUAAGUGGGGGGCAGUCGUUUGAUAACGUUGACGUGCCAGCCGCUUCCCUGAAAGAGCUUGGAGUCUCGAUCUUGUCAGUGGGAGCAGGAGGCUCAGAUAGAAAUGAAUUGCAGAAGAUCUCAAAUGAUCCUAGUUCCACACUCUCAGUGACAGACUUUACUUACCUCCCCAAUGUACAAGAGCAGCUUCUCUCCAUGAUUAACACUGCACGUAUGGGAACAACAAGUAUCUCUCCGACAACAAUAGUUGAGACUCGUGUACCAAGGAGAGAUGUUGUUUUCCUGCUGGAUGGGUCAGACGGCAAUAGAAAUGGGUUCCCGUCAAUGAUAGACUUUGUGCAUGGAGUGGUGGAGAGGUUGAACGUAGGCGAGAACAAAGACCGUGUUUCUGUGGUCCAGUUCAGCAGAGACGCCGAUGUCAAUUUCUAUCUUAAGACAUACACAGCAAAGGAGGACAUUCUCGGCACAGUCAGAGGUUUGAGGUACAAAGGAGGAAGGCCCCGAAACACAGGGGCAGCGCUACAGUAUGUCCGAGACAACGUAUUUACUGCCUCCUCGGGUAGCAGACGACUGGAGGGUGUACCACAAAUGCUGAUCUUGCUGAUUGCCGGAAGGUCGUUUGACAAUGUCGAUAUCCCGGCUUCGGCGCUGAAGGAUCUGGGAGUCUUGAUUUUUGGAAUUGGAUCAAGGGACUCUGAUAGCAAUGAACUUGAGAGAAUUUCAUUUGACCCCAAUUUUGCUCUGACUGUGUCAGAUUUCACUGAGCUCCCAAAUGUCCAAGAGCAAAUUCUGACUUCUGUAGAUGCUGUGACAGUUCCCAUGACCAAACCCUCGCCACCUUCUCUCGUUGAUUAUGAGGUUCCCAGAAGGGAUGUUGUCUUCCUGCUGGAGGGUUCAGAUGGGACUAGGAAUGGAUUCCCUGCCAUGCUUGACUUUGUACAAAGAAUAGUAGAGAAAUUUAACAUUGAGCAUGGCAUGGACCAUGUUUCAGUGGUGCAAUACAGUACAAACGCUGUGGUGCAUUUCCAUCUGAAUACCUAUUCAACAAAAGAUGAAAUCCUUAACGCCAUCAGCACUGUACAGCACAAAGGCGGGAGACGUGUCAACACAGGGUCAGCUCUCCAAUAUGUGAGAGAAAAUGUCUUCACUGCCUCUGCUGGCAGUAGACAUCAACAGGGUGUGCCUAAUAUUCUCAUUCUGCUGAGGGGUUCAAGGUCAACGGAUAACGUUGAACAACCGGCCUCCGCCCUGAAAGAGAGUGGGGUCAUAAUUUUUGGUGUUGGCCCCCGGAAUUUGAGCAGUGAAAUUCAGAGAAUUGCAAAUGGUCCGUCUUAUGCUCAGACUGUUUCUGAGCUCUCCGACCUAGCCAGUGUCCAGCAGCAAUUUUACACCUCCCUCAGCGGUGCGCUUCUAGACGUAACACCAGUGACACCUGCGGUGAUAGUUGAACAAGGAUUUGAAUGGAGAGAUGUCGUAUUCCUCCUGGACGGUUCAGAUGGCACUAAGAAUUACUUCCCAGCAAUGCGUGAUUUCGUUCAAAGCAUUGUGGAGAGAUUAAAUUUGUCAGAGGAGAGAGACCGUGUCUCUGUAGUCCAAUUCAGCAGUGAUCCAGAGGUGCAUUUCUAUCUUAACACAUAUGCAACAAAGGAGAGCAUUCUAAACACCGUUAGAGGUCUGAGGCACAAAGGAGGGAGACCUCUCAACACAGGAAUGGCUCUCCAGCAUGUAAGAGACAGCGUUUUCAGCACCUCUUCUGGAAGCAGACGUUUACAGGGUGUUCCUCAGGUAUUGAUUUUGCUAAGUGGGGGGCAGUCGUUUGAUAACGUUGACGUGCCAGCCGCUUCCCUGAAAGAGCUUGGAGUCUCGAUCUUGUCAGUGGGAGCAGGAGGCUCAGAUAGAAAUGAAUUGCAGAAGAUCUCAAAUGAUCCUAGUUCCACACUCUCAGUGACAGACUUUACUUACCUCCCCAAUGUACAAGAGCAGCUUCUCUCCAUGAUUAACACUGCACGUAUGGGAACAACAAGUAUCUCUCCGACAACAAUAGUUGAGACUCGUGUACCAAGGAGAGAUGUUGUUUUCCUGCUGGAUGGGUCAGACGGCAAUAGAAAUGGGUUCCCGUCAAUGAUAGACUUUGUGCAUGGAGUGGUGGAGAGGUUGAACGUAGGCGAGAACAAAGACCGUGUUUCUGUGGUCCAGUUCAGCAGAGACGCCGAUGUCAAUUUCUAUCUUAAGACAUACACAGCAAAGGAGGACAUUCUCGGCACAGUCAGAGGUUUGAGGUACAAAGGAGGAAGGCCCCGAAACACAGGGGCAGCGCUACAGUAUGUCCGAGACAACGUAUUUACUGCCUCCUCGGGUAGCAGACGACUGGAGGGUGUACCACAAAUGCUGAUCUUGCUGAUUGCCGGAAGGUCGUUUGACAAUGUCGAUAUCCCGGCUUCGGCGCUGAAGGAUCUGGGAGUCUUGAUUUUUGGAAUUGGAUCAAGGGACUCUGAUAGCAAUGAACUUGAGAGAAUUUCAUUUGACCCCAAUUUUGCUCUGACUGUGUCAGAUUUCACUGAGCUCCCAAAUGUCCAAGAGCAAAUUCUGACUUCUGUAGAUGCUGUGACAGUUCCCAUGACCAAACCCUCGCCACCUUCUCUCGUUGAUUAUGAGGUUCCCAGAAGGGAUGUUGUCUUCCUGCUGGAGGGUUCAGAUGGGACUAGGAAUGGAUUCCCUGCCAUGCUUGACUUUGUACAAAGAAUAGUAGAGAAAUUUAACAUUGAGCAUGGCAUGGACCAUGUUUCAGUGGUGCAAUACAGUACAAACGCUGUGGUGCAUUUCCAUCUGAAUACCUAUUCAACAAAAGAUGAAAUCCUUAACGCCAUCAGCACUGUACAGCACAAAGGCGGGAGACGUGUCAACACAGGGUCAGCUCUCCAAUAUGUGAGAGAAAAUGUCUUCACUGCCUCUGCUGGCAGUAGACAUCAACAGGGUGUGCCUAAUAUUCUCAUUCUGCUGAGGGGUUCAAGGUCAACGGAUAACGUUGAACAACCGGCCUCCGCCCUGAAAGAGAGUGGGGUCAUAAUUUUUGGUGUUGGCCCCCGGAAUUUGAGCAGUGAAAUUCAGAGAAUUGCAAAUGGUCCGUCUUAUGCUCAGACUGUUUCUGAGCUCUCCGACCUAGCCAGUGUCCAGCAGCAAUUUUACACCUCCCUCAGCGGUGCGCUUCUAGACGUAACACCAGUGACACCUGCGGUGAUAGUUGAACAAGGAUUUGAAUGGAGAGAUGUCGUAUUCCUCCUGGACGGUUCAGAUGGCACUAAGAAUUACUUCCCAGCAAUGCGUGAUUUCGUUCAAAGCAUUGUGGAGAGAUUAAAUUUGUCAGAGGAGAGAGACCGUGUCUCUGUAGUCCAAUUCAGCAGUGAUCCAGAGGUGCAUUUCUAUCUUAACACAUAUGCAACAAAGGAGAGCAUUCUAAACACCGUUAGAGGUCUGAGGCACAAAGGAGGGAGACCUCUCAACACAGGAAUGGCUCUCCAGCAUGUAAGAGACAGCGUUUUCAGCACCUCUUCUGGAAGCAGACGUUUACAGGGUGUUCCUCAGGUAUUGAUUUUGCUAAGUGGGGGGCAGUCGUUUGAUAACGUUGACGUGCCAGCCGCUUCCCUGAAAGAGCUUGGAGUCUCGAUCUUGUCAGUGGGAGCAGGAGGCUCAGAUAGAAAUGAAUUGCAGAAGAUCUCAAAUGAUCCUAGUUCCACACUCUCAGUGACAGACUUUACUUACCUCCCCAAUGUACAAGAGCAGCUUCUCGCCAUGAUUAACACUGCACGUAUGGGAACAACAAGUAUCUCUCCGACAACAAUAGUUGAGACUCGUGUACCAAGGAGAGAUGUUGUUUUCCUGCUGGAUGGGUCAGACGGCAAUAGAAAUGGGUUCCCGUCAAUGAUAGACUUUGUGCAUGGAGUGGUGGAGAGGUUGAACGUAGGCGAGAACAAAGACCGUGUUUCUGUGGUCCAGUUCAGCAGAGACGCCGAUGUCAAUUUCUAUCUUAAGACAUACACAGCAAAGGAGGACAUUCUCGGCACAGUCAGAGGUUUGAGGUACAAAGGAGGAAGGCCCCGAAACACAGGGGCAGCGCUACAGUAUGUCCGAGACAACGUAUUUACUGCCUCCUCGGGUAGCAGACAACUGGAGGGUGUACCACAAAUGCUGAUCUUGCUGAUUGCCGGAAGGUCGUUUGACAAUGUCGAUAUCCCGGCUUCGGCGCUGAAGGAUCUGGGAGUCUUGAUUUUUGGAAUUGGAUCAAGGGACUCUGAUAGCAAUGAACUUGAGAGAAUUUCAUUUGACCCCAAUUUUGCUCUGACUGUGUCAGAUUUCACUGAGCUCCCAAAUGUCCAAGAGCAAAUUCUGACUUCUGUAGAUGCUGUGACAGUUCCCAUGACCAAACCCUCGCCACCUUCUCUCGUUGAUUAUGAGGUUCCCAGAAGGGAUGUUGUCUUCCUGCUGGAGGGUUCAGAUGGGACUAGGAAUGGAUUCCCUGCCAUGCUUGACUUUGUACAAAGAAUAGUAGAGAAAUUUAACAUUGAGCAUGGCAUGGACCAUGUUUCAGUGGUGCAAUACAGUACAAACGCUGUGGUGCAUUUCCAUCUGAAUACCUAUUCAACAAAAGAUGAAAUCCUUAACGCCAUCAGCACUGUACAGCACAAAGGCGGGAGACGUGUCAACACAGGGUCAGCUCUCCAAUAUGUGAGAGAAAAUGUCUUCACUGCCUCUGCUGGCAGUAGACAUCAACAGGGUGUGCCUAAUAUUCUCAUUCUGCUGAGGGGUUCAAGGUCAACGGAUAACGUUGAACAACCGGCCUCCGCCCUGAAAGAGAGUGGGGUCAUAAUUUUUGGUGUUGGCCCCCGGAAUUUGAGCAGUGAAAUUCAGAGAAUUGCAAAUGGUCCGUCUUAUGCUCAGACUGUUUCUGAGCUCUCCGACCUAGCCAGUGUCCAGCAGCAAUUUUACACCUCCCUCAGCGGUGCGCUUCUAGACGUAACACCAGUGACACCUGCGGUGAUAGUUGAACAAGGAUUUGAAUGGAGAGAUGUCGUAUUCCUCCUGGACGGUUCAGAUGGCACUAAGAAUUACUUCCCAGCAAUGCGUGAUUUCGUUCAAAGCAUUGUGGAGAGAUUAAAUUUGUCAGAGGAGAGAGACCGUGUCUCUGUAGUCCAAUUCAGCAGUGAUCCAGAGGUGCAUUUCUAUCUUAACACAUAUGCAACAAAGGAGAGCAUUCUAAACACCGUUAGAGGUCUGAGGCACAAAGGAGGGAGACCUCUCAACACAGGAAUGGCUCUCCAGCAUGUAAGAGACAGCGUUUUCAGCACCUCUUCUGGAAGCAGACGUUUACAGGGUGUUCCUCAGGUAUUGAUUUUGCUAAGUGGGGGGCAGUCGUUUGAUAACGUUGACGUGCCAGCCGCUUCCCUGAAAGAGCUUGGAGUCUCGAUCUUGUCAGUGGGAGCAGGAGGCUCAGAUAGAAAUGAAUUGCAGAAGAUCUCAAAUGAUCCUAGUUCCACACUCUCAGUGACAGACUUUACUUACCUCCCCAAUGUACAAGAGCAGCUUCUCUCCAUGAUUAACACUGCACGUAUGGGAACAACAAGUAUCUCUCCGACAACAAUAGUUGAGACUCGUGUACCAAGGAGAGAUGUUGUUUUCCUGCUGGAUGGGUCAGACGGCAAUAGAAAUGGGUUCCCGUCAAUGAUAGACUUUGUGCAUGGAGUGGUGGAGAGGUUGAACGUAGGCGAGAACAAAGACCGUGUUUCUGUGGUCCAGUUCAGCAGAGACGCCGAUGUCAAUUUCUAUCUUAAGACAUACACAGCAAAGGAGGACAUUCUCGGCACAGUCAGAGGUUUGAGGUACAAAGGAGGAAGGCCCCGAAACACAGGGGCAGCGCUACAGUAUGUCCGAGACAACGUAUUUACUGCCUCCUCGGGUAGCAGACGACUGGAGGGUGUACCACAAAUGCUGAUCUUGCUGAUUGCCGGAAGGUCGUUUGACAAUGUCGAUAUCCCGGCUUCGGCGCUGAAGGAUCUGGGAGUCUUGAUUUUUGGAAUUGGAUCAAGGGACUCUGAUAGCAAUGAACUUGAGAGAAUUUCAUUUGACCCCAAUUUUGCUCUGACUGUGUCAGAUUUCACUGAGCUCCCAAAUGUCCAAGAGCAAAUUCUGACUUCUGUAGAUGCUGUGACAGUUCCCAUGACCAAACCCUCGCCACCUUCUCUCGUUGAUUAUGAGGUUCCCAGAAGGGAUGUUGUCUUCCUGCUGGAGGGUUCAGAUGGGACUAGGAAUGGAUUCCCUGCCAUGCUUGACUUUGUACAAAGAAUAGUAGAGAAAUUUAACAUUGAGCAUGGCAUGGACCAUGUUUCAGUGGUGCAAUACAGUACAAACGCUGUGGUGCAUUUCCAUCUGAAUACCUAUUCAACAAAAGAUGAAAUCCUUAACGCCAUCAGCACUGUACAGCACAAAGGCGGGAGACGUGUCAACACAGGGUCAGCUCUCCAAUAUGUGAGAGAAAAUGUCUUCACUGCCUCUGCUGGCAGUAGACAUCAACAGGGUGUGCCUAAUAUUCUCAUUCUGCUGAGGGGUUCAAGGUCAACGGAUAACGUUGAACAACCGGCCUCCGCCCUGAAAGAGAGUGGGGUCAUAAUUUUUGGUGUUGGCCCCCGGAAUUUGAGCAGUGAAAUUCAGAGAAUUGCAAAUGGUCCGUCUUAUGCUCAGACUGUUUCUGAGCUCUCCGACCUAGCCAGUGUCCAGCAGCAAUUUUACACCUCCCUCAGCGGUGCGCUUCUAGACGUAACACCAGUGACACCUGCGGUGAUAGUUGAACAAGGAUUUGAAUGGAGAGAUGUCGUAUUCCUCCUGGACGGUUCAGAUGGCACUAAGAAUUACUUCCCAGCAAUGCGUGAUUUCGUUCAAAGCAUUGUGGAGAGAUUAAAUUUGUCAGAGGAGAGAGACCGUGUCUCUGUAGUCCAAUUCAGCAGUGAUCCAGAGGUGCAUUUCUAUCUUAACACAUAUGCAACAAAGGAGAGCAUUCUAAACACCGUUAGAGGUCUGAGGCACAAAGGAGGGAGACCUCUCAACACAGGAAUGGCUCUCCAGCAUGUAAGAGACAGCGUUUUCAGCACCUCUUCUGGAAGCAGACGUUUACAGGGUGUUCCUCAGGUAUUGAUUUUGCUAAGUGGGGGGCAGUCGUUUGAUAACGUUGACGUGCCAGCCGCUUCCCUGAAAGAGCUUGGAGUCUCGAUCUUGUCAGUGGGAGCAGGAGGCUCAGAUAGAAAUGAAUUGCAGAAGAUCUCAAAUGAUCCUAGUUCCACACUCUCAGUGACAGACUUUACUUACCUCCCCAAUGUACAAGAGCAGCUUCUCUCCAUGAUUAACACUGCACGUAUGGGAACAACAAGUAUCUCUCCGACAACAAUAGUUGAGACUCGUGUACCAAGGAGAGAUGUUGUUUUCCUGCUGGAUGGGUCAGACGGCAAUAGAAAUGGGUUCCCGUCAAUGAUAGACUUUGUGCAUGGAGUGGUGGAGAGGUUGAACGUAGGCGAGAACAAAGACCGUGUUUCUGUGGUCCAGUUCAGCAGAGACGCCGAUGUCAAUUUCUAUCUUAAGACAUACACAGCAAAGGAGGACAUUCUCGGCACAGUCAGAGGUUUGAGGUACAAAGGAGGAAGGCCCCGAAACACAGGGGCAGCGCUACAGUAUGUCCGAGACAACGUAUUUACUGCCUCCUCGGGUAGCAGACGACUGGAGGGUGUACCACAAAUGCUGAUCUUGCUGAUUGCCGGAAGGUCGUUUGACAAUGUCGAUAUCCCGGCUUCGGCGCUGAAGGAUCUGGGAGUCUUGAUUUUUGGAAUUGGAUCAAGGGACUCUGAUAGCAAUGAACUUGAGAGAAUUUCAUUUGACCCCAAUUUUGCUCUGACUGUGUCAGAUUUCACUGAGCUCCCAAAUGUCCAAGAGCAAAUUCUGACUUCUGUAGAUGCUGUGACAGUUCCCAUGACCAAACCCUCGCCACCUUCUCUCGUUGAUUAUGAGGUUCCCAGAAGGGAUGUUGUCUUCCUGCUGGAGGGUUCAGAUGGGACUAGGAAUGGAUUCCCUGCCAUGCUUGACUUUGUACAAAGAAUAGUAGAGAAAUUUAACAUUGAGCAUGGCAUGGACCAUGUUUCAGUGGUGCAAUACAGUACAAACGCUGUGGUGCAUUUCCAUCUGAAUACCUAUUCAACAAAAGAUGAAAUCCUUAACGCCAUCAGCACUGUACAGCACAAAGGCGGGAGACGUGUCAACACAGGGUCAGCUCUCCAAUAUGUGAGAGAAAAUGUCUUCACUGCCUCUGCUGGCAGUAGACAUCAACAGGGUGUGCCUAAUAUUCUCAUUCUGCUGAGGGGUUCAAGGUCAACGGAUAACGUUGAACAACCGGCCUCCGCCCUGAAAGAGAGUGGGGUCAUAAUUUUUGGUGUUGGCCCCCGGAAUUUGAGCAGUGAAAUUCAGAGAAUUGCAAAUGGUCCGUCUUAUGCUCAGACUGUUUCUGAGCUCUCCGACCUAGCCAGUGUCCAGCAGCAAUUUUACACCUCCCUCAGCGGUGCGCUUCUAGACGUAACACCAGUGACACCUGCGGUGAUAGUUGAACAAGGAUUUGAAUGGAGAGAUGUCGUAUUCCUCCUGGACGGUUCAGAUGGCACUAAGAAUUACUUCCCAGCAAUGCGUGAUUUCGUUCAAAGCAUUGUGGAGAGAUUAAAUUUGUCAGAGGAGAGAGACCGUGUCUCUGUAGUCCAAUUCAGCAGUGAUCCAGAGGUGCAUUUCUAUCUUAACACAUAUGCAACAAAGGAGAGCAUUCUAAACACCGUUAGAGGUCUGAGGCACAAAGGAGGGAGACCUCUCAACACAGGAAUGGCUCUCCAGCAUGUAAGAGACAGCGUUUUCAGCACCUCUUCUGGAAGCAGACGUUUACAGGGUGUUCCUCAGGUAUUGAUUUUGCUAAGUGGGGGGCAGUCGUUUGAUAACGUUGACGUGCCAGCCGCUUCCCUGAAAGAGCUUGGAGUCUCGAUCUUGUCAGUGGGAGCAGGAGGCUCAGAUAGAAAUGAAUUGCAGAAGAUCUCAAAUGAUCCUAGUUCCACACUCUCAGUGACAGACUUUACUUACCUCCCCAAUGUACAAGAGCAGCUUCUCUCCAUGAUUAACACUGCACGUAUGGGAACAACAAGUAUCUCUCCGACAACAAUAGUUGAGACUCGUGUACCAAGGAGAGAUGUUGUUUUCCUGCUGGAUGGGUCAGACGGCAAUAGAAAUGGGUUCCCGUCAAUGAUAGACUUUGUGCAUGGAGUGGUGGAGAGGUUGAACGUAGGCGAGAACAAAGACCGUGUUUCUGUGGUCCAGUUCAGCAGAGACGCCGAUGUCAAUUUCUAUCUUAAGACAUACACAGCAAAGGAGGACAUUCUCGGCACAGUCAGAGGUUUGAGGUACAAAGGAGGAAGGCCCCGAAACACAGGGGCAGCGCUACAGUAUGUCCGAGACAACGUAUUUACUGCCUCCUCGGGUAGCAGACGACUGGAGGGUGUACCACAAAUGCUGAUCUUGCUGAUUGCCGGAAGGUCGUUUGACAAUGUCGAUAUCCCGGCUUCGGCGCUGAAGGAUCUGGGAGUCUUGAUUUUUGGAAUUGGAUCAAGGGACUCUGAUAGCAAUGAACUUGAGAGAAUUUCAUUUGACCCCAAUUUUGCUCUGACUGUGUCAGAUUUCACUGAGCUCCCAAAUGUCCAAGAGCAAAUUCUGACUUCUGUAGAUGCUGUGACAGUUCCCAUGACCAAACCCUCGCCACCUUCUCUCGUUGAUUAUGAGGUUCCCAGAAGGGAUGUUGUCUUCCUGCUGGAGGGUUCAGAUGGGACUAGGAAUGGAUUCCCUGCCAUGCUUGACUUUGUACAAAGAAUAGUAGAGAAAUUUAACAUUGAGCAUGGCAUGGACCAUGUUUCAGUGGUGCAAUACAGUACAAACGCUGUGGUGCAUUUCCAUCUGAAUACCUAUUCAACAAAAGAUGAAAUCCUUAACGCCAUCAGCACUGUACAGCACAAAGGCGGGAGACGUGUCAACACAGGGUCAGCUCUCCAAUAUGUGAGAGAAAAUGUCUUCACUGCCUCUGCUGGCAGUAGACAUCAACAGGGUGUGCCUAAUAUUCUCAUUCUGCUGAGGGGUUCAAGGUCAACGGAUAACGUUGAACAACCGGCCUCCGCCCUGAAAGAGAGUGGGGUCAUAAUUUUUGGUGUUGGCCCCCGGAAUUUGAGCAGUGAAAUUCAGAGAAUUGCAAAUGGUCCGUCUUAUGCUCAGACUGUUUCUGAGCUCUCCGACCUAGCCAGUGUCCAGCAGCAAUUUUACACCUCCCUCAGCGGUGCGCUUCUAGACGUAACACCAGUGACACCUGCGGUGAUAGUUGAACAAGGAUUUGAAGGGAGAGAUGUCGUAUUCCUCCUGGACGGUUCAGAUGGCACUAAGAAUUACUUCCCAGCAAUGCGUGAUUUCGUUCAAAGCAUUGUGGAGAGAUUAAAUUUGUCAGAGAAGAGAGACCGUGUCUCUGUAGUCCAAUUCAGCAGUGAUCCAGAGGUGCAUUUCUAUCUUAACACAUAUGCAACAAAGGAGAGCAUUCUAAACACCGUUAGAGGUCUGAGGCACAAAGGAGGGAGACCUCUCAACACAGGAAUGGCUCUCCAGCAUGUAAGAGACAGCGUUUUCAGCACCUCUUCUGGAAGCAGACAUUUACAGCGUGUUCCUCAGGUAUUGAUUUUGCUAAGUGCGGGGCAGUCGUUUGAUAACGUUGACGUGCCAGCCUCUUCCCUGAAAGAGCUUGGAGUCUCGAUCUUGUCAGUGGGAGCAGGAGGCUCAGAUAGAAAUGAAUUGCAGAAGAUCUCAAAUGAUCCUAGUUCCACACUCUCAGUGACAGACUUUACUUACCUCCCCAAUGUACAAGAGCAGCUUCUCUCCAUGAUUAACACUGCACGUAUGGGAACAACAAGUAUCUCUCCAACAACAAUAGUUGAGACUCGUGUACCAAGGAGAGAUGUUGUUUUCCUGCUGGAUGGGUCAGACGGCAAUAGAAAUGGGUUCCCGUCAAUGAUAGACUUUGUUCAUGGAGUGGUGGAGAGGUUGAACGUAGGCGAGAACAAAGACCGUGUUUCUGUGGUCCAGUUCAGCAGAGACGCCGAUGUCAAUUUCUAUCUUAACACAUACACAGCAAAGGAGGACAUUCUCGGCACAGUCAGAGGUUUGAGGUACAAAGGAGGAAGGCCCCGAAACACAGGGGCAGCGCUACAGUAUGUCCGAGACAACGUAUUUACUGCCUCCUCGGGUAGCAGACGACUGGAGGGUGUACCACAAAUGCUGAUCUUGCUGAUUGCCGGAAGGUCGUUUGACAAUGUCGAUAUCCCGGCUUCGGCGCUGAAGGAUCUGGGAGUCUUGAUUUUUGGAAUAGGAUCAAGGGACUCUGAUAGCAAUGAACUUGAGAGAAUUUCAUUUGACCCCAAUUUUGCUCUGACUGUGUCAGAUUUCACUGAGCUCCCAAAUGUCCAAGAGCAAAUUCUGACUUCUGUAGAUGCUGUGACAGUUCCCAUGACCAAACCCUCGCCACCUUCUCUCGUUGAUUAUGAGGUUCCAGGAAGGGAUGUUGUCUUCCUGCUGGAGGGUUCAGAUGGGACUAGGAAUGGAUUCCCUGCCAUGCUUGACUUUGUACAAAGAAUAGUAGAGAAAUUUAACAUUGAGCAUGGCAUGGACCAUGUUUCAGUGGUGCAAUACAGUACAAACGCUGUGGUGCAUUUCCAUCUGAAUACCUAUUCAACAAAAGAUGAAAUCCUUAACGCCAUCAGCACUGUACAGCACAAAGGCGGGAGACGUGUCAACACAGGGUCAGCUCUCCAAUAUGUGAGAGAAAAUGUCUUCACUGCCUCUGCUGGCAGUAGACAUCAACAGGGUGUGCCUAAUAUUCUCAUUCUGCUGAGGGGUUCAAGGUCAACGGAUAACGUUGAUCAACCGGCCUCUGCCCUGAAAGAGAGUGGGGUCUUAAUUUUUGGUGUUGGCCCCAGGAGUUUGAGCAGUGAAAUUCAGAGAAUUGCAAAUGGUCCGUCUUAUGCUCAGACUGUUUCUGAGCUCUCUGACAUAGCCAGUGUCCAGCAGCAAUUUUACACCUCCCUCAGCGGUGCGCUUCUAAACGUAACGCCAAUGACACCUGCGGUGAUAGGUAAGGUAUAUUUUAACAGUACAAAUCAAAUUAACUGCACAGUUUUGGAAUUCCACCAUGUUAUUUAUUUAUUUCUUCAUUUGUUUACUUAUUUCUUUAUUUGUUUAUUCAUUUCAUUGCCUCAGGGACCGAAAAAGGAUGUUAUCUUUUUGAUUGAUGGAUCUGAAGGAGUUGGGAGAGAUUUUCCCAUUAUCCAAGAAUUUGUUCGUGGAGUUGUAGAGAACAUGAAUGUCGGUGAAAACAAUAUUCGUGUAAGUGUAGUGCAGUAUGGAGACACUCCUCAUGUGGACAUGUAUCUCAAUUCCCACAAGACCAAAGAGGGGGUCUUAAAUGCAAUCAAUGAACUCAGACAACAUGGAGGUAGAAAGCGUAACCUAGGCAGGGCCAUAGAUUUUGUCCGUUUUAAUGUCCUGGAUUCAGUUCGUGGGAGCAGGAAGCAGGAGGGUGUCCCACAGUUUCUCAUAGUAAUCUCAGGAGGAAAAGCCACAGAUAAUGUAGAAACAUCAGUAAAUACACUGAAAGAGUCAGGAAUUGUGCCUUUCAGUAUAGGGACCAGAGACACUGGCCAUCAAGAGCUGCAUGUUGUCUCCUAUGUGCCCACAUUUUCUUACUUAGUGGAAGAUUUGCCUGGCCUUCACACUGUCAAAGAUCAAUUCACCACUACACUGACAGAGUUGUCUGAUGAAGAACUGAAGAUAAUGAAACCUUUUUUUUCCAAAGUACCAACAGUACUAGCUGGAGAAAAGAAGGAUGUGGUCUUCCUCAUUGAUGGAACAACUCUGAUGCAGAGAGAUUUCCCUGCUAUACAAGACAUGAUUCUGAACAUUGUGGAGAAGCUAGAUGUUGGAUUAAACAAGGUUAGGGUUUCAGUAGUACAAUACAGUGAAGACUCCAAACUGGAGUUCCUCCUUAAUGAGCAUUCAACCAAAGAGGAGGUUCAGCAAUCAGUGAGAAAAAUGAGAAGUAAAGGUGGCAGAACACUUAAUACUGGUCAAGCACUGGGCUGGGUCUCAAAGAACAUCUACCAGCGAUCAGCUGGCAGCCGAAUUGAAGAGGGUGUGCCCCAGUUUCUCAUCUUAGUGACUGGAGGAAAAUCCAACGAUGAUGUAUCUGGUCCUGCUAAUCAGCUGAAGUUGAGUUAUGUGGCUCCUAUGGCAGUUGGGUCAGAUAAUGCUGAUUCUGAGGAGCUGAAACUGAUUUCUUUAAGGCCAGAACAGGCAUACAUCAUUAGAGACUUCCAACAAAAACCAGGAGUGGAACAGCAACUUUUGUCUACAAUUAACACCAUGACUACAAAAGAUAUCGAAGAAGUUGUACUAACUACAGAUAUAGGACUGCAGCUUGGAAGAAAGGACAUUGUUUUCCUUAUUGAUGGUUCUGAUAAUGUUGGUCCAAAUGGAAUCGCUCAUAUCCGUGACUUUAUCUUGAAGAUUGUCCAACAACUCAAUGUACAUCCUGACCAAGUACGUGUGGCUGUGGUACAAUAUGCUGAGAGACCUAAGACUGAGUUCUCACUUAUAAAUCAUGACAACAAAAAGGCAGUCACUUCAGCUAUUAAGAGAUUGCGUCAGAUGGGUGGUCGUGGUGGAAACUUAGCUGAGGCUAUUCAGUAUGUGAUUGAUAAUGAACUAAAGGAAUCUGCAGGAGCUCGCCUGGACAAGGCCUCUCAGCAUUUGGUGGUACUCACAGGUGGAAAGUCUACUUCUGAUGUCUCUCGUUAUGGACCAGUUCUCAAGAAAUCUAAGGUGAAGUGCAUAGGAAUUGGUUCUGGGACAGCAGAUUCAAGGCAACUCAGAGAGAUUGCAACCACACCAGAUGAUGUCUUCCAAGUGUCAACCUUUCCAUCACUGCCAGAUUUAGAGGGCCAAUUUAUUGCAAGACUCAGUGGAACAGUGGUGGAUACAACCACUGUGCCCCCCACACCUUCUGGUCCAAAGCCUAAGAUUGCUGACAUUGUUUUUUUGGUUGACGGUUCAAUAAACCUUGGGAAGAGCAAUUUUAAAGUGACCAUGGAGUUCAUCAGAGAGCUUAUUGACCUCUUUGUCACAGACAGUGACAACCUUCAGAUUGGUCUGGCACACUAUGCCACAGAUGUGACAGAUGUUUUCUAUUUUAAUACAUAUAACAACAAGGAUGACAUUUUGGAUGCUAUCAGCAGAACAGAAUACAAGGGUGGCUGGAGAAUUAAUACAGGCAAUGCCAUUAGGCAUGUUCAGCAAACAUACUUUGUGAAGGAGAGAGGUAGUCGGAAGGAUGAGGGAGUUCCACAGAUCCUGAUGUUGCUGACGGGUGGACGUUCACAAGAUGAUGGUAAAUCGGCAGCACUAGGGCUUAAAAAUGCAGGUGUACGUAUUUAUGCCAUUGGUGUGGGAGACAUUGAGGAAGAGCUCAAUAACUUGGGCAGUGAGACCACCACUGUGGCCCGGGCCAGUACAUUCCAAGAGCUUUCUGAGCUGAAUGAGCGGAUUUUAGACACACUUGUAGAUGAUGUCAUGGGAAAACUUUGUACAGGAGUGAAAGAUGUAACAAAGGCUUGCAGCUUGGAUGUUCUUGUGGGCUUUGAUGUGUCUGCUAAGAAUAUAUUUGCAACUCAGAGAUCCUUGGAGUCUAAGGUGUCUGACAUUCUGCAGCGAAUAACCCAAAUGCAGCCCAUUAGCUGCUCUUCUGGUCAGGUUCCAUCAGUUCAGGUGGGAAUAUCAGCAUUGGACAGUGCACAGGAGCCUGUUCAUCUGGACUUUACUGAUAGCCACACCACACUUAUUGAGUCCUUCAGGUCUCUGCAUAGCCGCGGACCCUUCUUAUUGAAUGGCAAGACUAUUGAGGCAUAUGGUGCACGGUUCAAGGACCGUCCUUCAGAUAGAGUUAAGGUUGUAAUUCAUCUCACUGAUGGAUUGGAUGCCCAAUAUAAUAUAAUGAAAGAGCGAGUUGAGCAGAUGCAUUCUGCAGGAGUCAAUGCUUUCAUCUUGGUUGCACUGGAGAGGGUACCACAGUUUGAGAAUGCAGUGUUACUGGAAUUUGGACGGGGUUUUAGGACCAAACCUCUGCGUGUGAAUCUGGUGGACUUGGACUAUGAACUGCUAGAGGAACUGGACAAUAUUGCUGAAAUGGAGUGUUGCUCAGUCCCGUGCAAGUGCACUGGCCAGAGAGGCUACAGAGGAGCUGUUGGUCCUAUAGGUCCAAAGGGAUCACCUGGAAGCCAGGGAUACAGAGGACAUCCUGGUGAUGAAGGUGGACCGGGAGAAAGAGGCCACCCAGGUGUAAAUGGAACUCAAGGUUUUCAAGGAUGCCCAGGCCCAAGAGGUGCAAAGGGUGCACAUGGAUAUAAUGGUGAAAAGGGAGAAAUUGGAGAGAUCGGUUUAGAUGGCAUCAAUGGGGAAGAGGGCACAAGUGGAGCUGCUGGAUCUUCAGGUGACAGAGGCAACCCAGGGCAAAGGGGCCCCAAAGGUGCCAAAGGCCAGGCAGGAGAUAUCGGUCAGACUGGCAUUCGUGGAGAUCCGGGCAUUGCAGGAAAGGACAAUAAUCAAAGAGGACCCAAAGGAGAUCCAGGCGAUGCUGGGCCACCGGGUGAGCCUGGAGAAGAUGGUAAGAAAGGAGGUGCAGGAGAAGCAGGGGGACGGGGUACUGAUGGUAGAAGGGGUCCACCUGGACAAGCUGGUCCUGUUGGAAAGCCUGGAGCAGAUGGUCUUGCAGGAGAGCAGGGAAUUGGAGGGCCAAGAGGUUCUAGUGGACCAGGUGGAACCCCAGGAACCAGGGGAGAGGAUGGUAAUCCAGGACCAAGAGGCCCAGGAGGAGCCCCAGGACCAGCUGGGGAAAAGGGCAGACGAGGUGUUGUUGGCCGGAAGGGUGAACCUGGAGACCCAGGACCUAAGGGUUCUAUAGGACCGCCUGGACCCCGAGGUGAACCUGGAGAUGAUGGGCGAGAUGGCUUUGGAUUACCUGGUGCUAAGGGAAGAAAGGGUGAUGAAGGUUUCCCUGGAUACCCAGGCCCAAAGGGGGCAGCUGGUGAGCCUGGAACCAAGGGGGGACCUGGACCCAAAGGAAACAGUGGCCAGAGAGGUGUUUCAGGUGGAGCUGGUGAGCCAGGACAGAAGGGAGAGAUUGGCUAUCCUGGACCUUAUGGACCAAAGGGACCCAGAGGACCAGGCGUAUCAACUUGUGCUUUGGUCAAGAAAAUCAGAGAUAACUGUCCAUGCUGUUAUGGUGCCCAGGAAUGUCCUCUGUAUCCCACUGAGCUGGCAUUUGCCCUGGAUGUAUCGACAGGUGUAUCAAGGGAUAAUUUUGACAGUAUGAAGAACAUUAUACACCGCCUGGUGAAUAACAUUACCAUCACUGAAAGCAACUGUCCACGAGGAGCACGAAUGGCCCUCACGCUCUACAACAGUGAGAUAACCACUGACAUACGCUUUUCUGAUGCAUUGAAAAAACGUGCAUUGUUGGAACGGGUGCAGGGCUUGCAGAUUCUGAGGACCAACAAGAAGCGCAAUUUGGAAACAGCCAUGAACUUUUUGGCCCGAAACACUUUUAAGAGGGUGCGCAGUGGCUUCAUGGUACGCAAGGUGGCUGUGUUCUUUGUGAAUGAAGCUGUGGAUCUCACAACAGAGUUCACAAAUGCUGCUUUGCGACUCUAUGAUGCUGGAAUCACCACUGUCUUCCUCAUGCCUCGUCCAACAAGGAAGGUCCUGCAGGUAAAUAACACUAUAUUAGCCCAUUUCAAGGAUCUCUCUCCAGGAAGUGCAAAUUACAACACAGUUAUUAAGGAGAUACUUGAUUGUCACAUCUGUCUAGAUGUCUGCACUCCUAAUCAGCUGUGUGAUUAUAAGCCUUCUCUGGGCACGAGGGAAAGAAGGGCCUCCACCACAGACUUAGAUGUUGAUAUGGCUUUCAUCAUCGAUAGCUCUGAAAGCACUUGGCCGUCUGUGUUUACAGAAAUGAAGCGGUAUAUUUCUCACAUGGUUAACCAUUUGGAAAUCGCUACGGAACCAGCGACAAGCUCCCAUCACGCUAGAGUUGCAUUGGUUCAGCAUUGCCCAUAUGAGUAUUUGUCCAAUGAUAGCAAUACGCCUAUUAGCAUGGCGUUUGGCCUGACAGACCACAAUUCAGUUCAAAAAAUCCAGAGCUUCUUACUGGACAAGGUGCAGCAACUAGAAGGGAGCCGUGCUCUGGCAGCAGCUCUGGAGAGUACGGUGGAGCAGGUGUUUGAGAAAGCACCACAUCCACGGCAACUGAAGGUGCUCAUUCUGCUUGUGACUGGUCCAGUGGAAGAGAAUAAGGAGAAGCUGCUUAAGGCUGCCAUUGAUGCCAAAUGCAAAGGAUAUUUCAUUGUGGUGUUAGGAGUGGGUAAGCAGCUCAGUGCUGGAGAUGCUCAUAUCCUGGCCCAGGUGGCUAGCGAGCCUUCAGAUGUGUUCUACAAAAGUGUAGAUGGACCUCGAGGCUUCUAUGAUGACCACCUUCAAAGGUUUGCCCAACUGUUGCCCAAGUACCUUAGCUUGAAGGAUGCCUUCUACUUAUCUGAUGAAGUCUCAAAGCAUUGCCAGUGGUACCAAAGUGACCAACCAGACAGGUCACAAAACACUUACACGAACAACGAUACGCAGAAUGAGCAGCAACUGAAAGAAGAUAAGGAACAAAAGCUUAAAGUUAAUGAGUUUGCAGACCCAUGCUCACUUGACAUUGACACUGGACUACCAUGCAAAGACUAUGAGGCUAAGUGGUACUUUGACAAAAAGAAUGGAUUCUGUGCCCAGUUCUGGUAUGGAGGUUGUGGAGGCAAUGAAAAUAGGUUUGAGACUGAGGCACAAUGCCUAAAACACUGCAUCAAUACAGUGGAGCAGCAGCCAUACCUGAGUGUCGACAAGAUCAAUUCAGAGGACCCUCCUGCUCCAGCUCCCUGGCUUUCAGUGGUGGACAUCUGUAAACUUCCAAAAGAAGAAGGCACCUGUGCUAAGUUUGUAUUAAAAUGGCAUUUCGACUCCACUGAGAAGAGCUGUAAACGAUUCUGGUAUGGAGGCUGCGGUGGCAACCAAAAUCGUUUUGACACAGAAAAGGAGUGUGAAAUAGCAUGUGGAAAAGCAGCUGCUGUUAAGCAGGCACCUGUGAUUGCUGCAGUAAGAACAUGAACGAACACUGAUGAUUCAAGGUUCACCUCUGAGGAGAAAUUAUGAAAACCAAGUUGCCUGCACUGGAUUCUGCCAGAGGAAGCCUUCAAUAUAGUCCUUUUUUGCAUUUGGGGGUUGGGGGGGCAAGCCAAACAGGUCAUUGCAUGAUAUUUUUGUACCGGUGCUUUGUAUAUGUUUUUUUUUUGUUGUUGUUGUUGUUGUUGUUGUUGUUUUUUGUUUGUUUCUUUGGUCAUUUUUCCAAAAUGCAAUACAAUGUCUAAAUAGCUAAAUUCCAGGAAAAAACUAUUUGGUUAUUGCUGUUUUGUCCUUGACAUGUAUGAACUGCUUGAUGGAAAAUUAUAAUAUCUUUUGAGGGUUAUAGGGAUCACUACAUUUUUUGUGCCUAGUUUUUAGUCAUUAGUGUAUGUUUUAACUCACAAAGGUACUCUCAAGUGCCCUCAUUAUGCUUUCACUGCUUGUUUGCACAAAGUCUCUUCCGUAUUCUCUGAUCAAAUAUUGGAAUCACACUUGUUCAUAAAAGAUCAAAAUGUUCUCAGUAAAAGAAUCCGCUCUAAUGAUUUAUGAUUUAUCCAUUUAAAAGAAUUUGGCGGACUAAAUCAUAAGAUAAUCUUAUCCAUUUAUAAAGCCAACACAAUUCAGAUGUUACAUGAAAAAACUUUGAAUACUUUCUGGAACAGUUGUGCAAAACAGAAGUAAAAAUGCUUGUGUGCGAAUCAGGCAAGACUUAUUUUUGGUGUGUGUGUGUGUGUGAGAGAGAGAGAGAGAGAGAGAGAGAGAGGGAGAGAGAGAGAGAGAGAAAGAAAGAAAGAAAGAAAGAGAGAGAGAGGGGUACAAUGUUUUUCACCUUUGUGUUUCUUAAAGAAAUCUGAAGACAUUAAUAAAUUAGUCUUUAUACUUUGGCCUAGCUUGUCUUUCUGACUAUUAAUUGUUGAAGGAAUGGUCCAAGGAAUCUGUGGCACAGCUUACCUCAGACAAGAUGUGAGUGCUUUUUGCCAUUACUUUGUAUUUACUGGUCUGUUCAAGAACAAAUCUGUUCCACAGCUUGUGUUGAGCCUGGCUUUUCAAGUAGUGACUCAUUUUAGGCGGAAUAUCCUUUUAUGGCAAAGAUUACUUGGCUCUGGAACUGGCGAAAAAAAAAAGGAUGGAUAAGAGUUAGUCUUUACAAGGAGAAUAAAAUGAUAUGGAAUAAAAUCUUUUUAAAACUA
Molecule: messenger RNA, 26048 nt
Organism: Hemibagrus wyckioides
Lineage: Eukaryota; Metazoa; Chordata; Actinopteri; Siluriformes; Bagridae
Gene: col6a3
Product: collagen, type VI, alpha 3
Exons: 69
Coding region: 31-24843 (8270 amino acids)
Molecular function (GO): serine-type endopeptidase inhibitor activity
Source: RefSeq, a predicted model, not a curated record